Molecule: messenger RNA, 507 nt
Organism: Gongylonema pulchrum
Lineage: Eukaryota; Metazoa; Nematoda; Chromadorea; Rhabditida; Gongylonematidae
Source: the annotation of a GenBank genome assembly
ACUCUUGAGCUUGGCGGAAUAGAAUUUCUAUCGACGGCAGUACUGUCGAAAGUUUUGGCCGGUGCAGCAGUUCGAAAUUUGGCUGUAGUCUGCCCUCGGAUUGGAUUCCAUACCUAUCUACACCAAGAAACAGCAUUAAAGCGACUGGAAACACUUCUUGUACAGCUGGAGAAUGCUGGAGUGCGCGAAAGCGUUGUUCAAGUGUUGCAAAGUAUGAAUGAAAAUGGGGUACUGGAAAUUGUGCAUGUCACUGGGAACAGUGUAACUCAAGCAGCCCGAAUUAUGAGUUAUUGGCUUGAAAUUGCCAGGGAAACAAAACGCAGGGUGAAAUUGAAAUUAUCCGGAAUAUCACAGAAUCGAACUGAUCAGGCUGUCGGUCGCCUGUUACGAAAGUGUGAUAAUGUAUUCAAAGUUGCAUUUAAAGGAUUGUCAUUGGUUCUAUCACGGGGCGAAGGUUGCGUAUGCUUGCUCGACAGAUACACGUGGUUUGGCGAGGAUGAUGAUUGA